AAACAACGACAACAAACUACGUAAAUGAACCAAUCAACCAAUCGGAGGCCGUUAUUAGCUUGAUCCUCUCAUCAACAGCUCCUAAGUGAUACGUGAACUUCGGCCAAUAGGCGAUUAAUGUUCAAUUUUGAUUUCUUAUCAAUGACUGAAGAUAUUGAAAAAUUCCUAAGGGCCCAAAGUGCUAUUUCAGUGUGGGACGGUAGUCAGGUUCACGGGUGGUGUCGGCUUGCCAGGAGAGCUAAGACGAGGACAGCGAUCACCGUAUAAACACUGAUCUACCAUGGAAGACACAACCAAGUCAUCUACUGCAACRCCAUUCUCAAUCACCGAUAUUUUGAAUCGCAAAGAGAUACAGAGCACAAAUCACAACAGUACUAUAUGGGAACGAAGAGGUUGUGAACACUAUCAGAUGCCUUCGUACCUGCCAACUUCACCAUGCUUACCCGCCAGUACUGUCAAUUUCCAAGCAUUCACUCCAUGUACUGACUAUCCUAGUUCAUCACAACCUAGAGCAAGCAGUCCGUCAAAAGAUAACGAGCAAACUGUAAGCCAAGAAAACACUAAAGAAUGUAAACGGUCGAACGAAUCAAGUCCUGAAAGAGAAGAAGUCCGAAACACCUCAUCGACUCAACAACAGCAAACCAAACCGCGUAAAAAGAGAUCCAGAGCGGCCUUUUCUAAUCAACAAGUAUUCGAACUAGAGAGACGGUUUGGUCAUCAAAAAUAUCUUUCAGGACCAGAGAGAGCGGACCUUGCGGCCGCUUUAAAGCUGACCGAAACUCAGGUCAAAAUCUGGUUCCAGAACCGAAGGUACAAGACAAAGCGCCGUCAACUCGCAUCUGAAAUAUUCCCCCCGAGCGCUGCUAAAAAGGUGGCUGUUCGAGUUCUUAUAAGAGAUGAUCGUAAACAGUACGAUGACAUGUCAGUUCCUACAUUAGCGCCUCUUCCUAUACCACCUUACAUGCCUAGCUACGGUGUGCCGUAUGGAUUUUAUUUUGGAGUAUAGCACGACUAAAGAACUUGCGGAUGUUACCAAUUCAAUUCAUGUCAACACAUCUUGAUUGCAAGAAACACAUUUAAAGGAAAUUCUUCGUGUAUAUAGACACAUAAAAUCGUUACCUAGUUAUAUUCAAGAGCCGUGUGCUUCACGAGAACACUCUUAUCAGUUCAGUUUGAAGAUAACUCUCACUUCUUGUCGAUACGGAAAUGUAAUCCUUWUGACAAGAGCAUAUUUCUCGGAGUGGAUCGUUCUCCAUGAGUUUACACACUUUAUCCUGCUUGAUUGUCGAGUAUUAGGAGUUUAAUUAACUCUAAUCUAAGAUUAGAUGUUCAUGAAUCUUUGUAAUAUAAUUUUGAUUUAAACCUCUGCAACAGAGGUAGUUUAUUCAUCGUUAAGCAUCCUGUACAAUAAACGAUCGUUAGCUAAGGAGUUCAUAACUGUUAUCCCUCUUUGCUAAUUGAGUGUCGGCAUCUUAUCUCAAGUUUUUUUCAUUCGUGUAGAUGACAGUUUUAUUCUCAAACAUCAUCGCUGGAAAAUUAUUUAUGAAGUAUAAUGAAGACUUAGCACAAUAUCGAUUCCAAAUGUUAGUAGGUCUAGAUAGGAAUGGUAGUUUAUGUACAUUUAGAKAAUUUACAAGUACAAUUGUUGGUGUUGUGUAUAUGGCUUUAAGUAAUGUCCAUCAAGGAGAAACAAGUUAAUGUGUGUAUAGAAAUUAGAAGUAUAACAAUAAAGAAAGGUGGAAUUCUAGUAAU
Molecule: messenger RNA, 1752 nt
Organism: Exaiptasia diaphana
Lineage: Eukaryota; Metazoa; Cnidaria; Anthozoa; Actiniaria; Aiptasiidae
Product: homeobox protein Nkx-3.2
Exons: 2
Coding region: 281-1006 (241 amino acids)
Biological process (GO): regulation of transcription by RNA polymerase II; cell differentiation
Cellular component (GO): nucleus
Molecular function (GO): DNA-binding transcription factor activity, RNA polymerase II-specific; RNA polymerase II cis-regulatory region sequence-specific DNA binding
Source: RefSeq, a predicted model, not a curated record